UUGCUUCAAUAUAUCCACGUAAUUUCCCUUCCUCAUGAUGCCAUCUAUUUUGUGAAGUGCACCAGUCCCUCCUGCAGCAAAGCACCCCCACAACAUGAUGCUGCCACCCCCGUGCUUCACGGUUGGGAUGGUGUUCUUCGGCUUGCAAGCUUCCCCCUUUUUCCUCCAAACAUAAUGAUGGUCAUUAUGGCAAAACAGUUCUAUUUUUGUUUCAUCAGACCAGAGGACAUUUCUCCAAAAAGUACCAUCUUUGUCCUCAUGUGCAAUUGCAAACCAUAGUCUGGCUUUUUUUAUGGCGGUUUUGGAGAAGUGGCUUCUUCCUUGCUGAGCGGCCUUUCAGGUUUUUUCGAUAUAGGACUCGUUUUACUGAGGAUAUAGAUACUUUGGUACCUGUUUCCUCCAGCAUCUUCACAAGGUCCUUUGCUGUUUUUCUGGGAUUGAUUUGCAAAUUUCGCACCAAAGUAAGUUCAUCUCUAGGAGACGGGUCUAGUGUCUCCUUCCUGAGCGGUAUGACGGCUGCGUGGUCCCAUGGUGUUUAUACUUGCAUAUUAUUGUUUGUACAGAUGAACGUGGUACCUUCAGGCAUUUGGAAAUUGCCCCCAAGGAUGAACCAGACUUGUCAAGGUCUACCAUUUUUUUUCUGAGGUCUUAGCUGAUUUCUUUAGAUUUUCCCAGGAUGUCAAGCAAACAGGCACUGAGUUUGAAGGUAGGCCUUGAAAUACAUCCACAGGUACACCUCCAAUUGACUCAAAUUAUUUCAAUUCGCCUGUCAGAAUCUUCUAAAGCCAUGACAUAAUUUUCUGGAAUUUUCCAAGUUGUUUAACUUAGUGUAUGUAAACUUAUGGCCCACUGGAAUUGUGAUACAGUGAAUUAUAAGUUAAAUAAUCUGUCUGUAAACAAUUGCUGGAAACAUUACUUGUGUCAUGGACACAGUAGAUGUCCUAACCGACUUGCCAAAACUAAUAUUUGUUAACAAGAAAUAUGUGGAGCGGUUGAAAAACGAGUUUUAAUGACUCCAACCUAAGUGUAUGUAAACUUCUGACUUCAACUGUAUAUAUGAGUCCAAGCCUGAAAGAAUAAAACUGAAUUAAAAUAAUGAUUGUGCCGUUUAACAAUACAUAGCCUUCCGCAUAUUACAAAAACUUUUAAAAUAUCUUUGGUACAUUAUUGGUAUUGUCUAAAUUAAACAAAUGCAGAGUUAGCCUACAAUUAUAGUGAGUUUGUAUUUGAUUUUGAAUAGCCUAGUAGUAGGGCAUAUUUGAUAUUUUGAUAAUUACCUUUAGCUACACAUAAUAUCUCACCAACCUUGGUUUCCAUCUCCUUUCUCUCCUUCAUUUGUUUCUCCAGCGUGCAGAGAGUGGGGCUGUCAACAGUUUAAUGAUUAACAUUUUGUUGUGAAAACAUGUUCCUGAACAGAUUUAACUUGCUUUCCCAUUUACGCACCGGGUAGCUGCAGGAACAGGUUUGGAGAGGCCAUGGCAUACAGAGUAGCGCGGUGAAAUAUUCAGAGUAGCCUACCUGAAGUGUGAAAGGAACCGCCGGGAACGUGACCUCCAUUCGCUGUUCCAGUGCAUAUGGAUGACACAUCACCCUUUUGUUCCUGCCCAUUUGAUAAUGGUCCAUUCUAAAUCAAAACACAUUUUACACAUUAGUAAAGACCAGAUUAAAUUGAGAAUAGUUUGAUGGGUGAAAUUGUCAUCCCUUCCUCCCCCCUCUCUCUCUCCCUCCCUCUGUCCUCCAGCCGUCUAUUAACAACAAUCCAUGGAUGCUCCUGUACUUCAUCUCCUUCCUCCUCAUCGUCAGUUUCUUCGUUCUCAACAUGUUCGUGGGCGUGGUGGUGGAGAACUUCCACAAGUGCAGACAGAACCAGGAAGUGGAGGAGGCCAAAAGGAGGGAGGAGAAACGACAGAGACGCAUGGAGAAGAAGAGGAGGAAGGCCCAGAAGCUACCCUACUAUACCAACUAUAGCGAUGGUCGUCUGAUGAUCCACACUCUGUGUACCAGCCACUACCUGGACCUCUUUCUCACCUUCAUCAUCUGUAUCAACGUCAUUACUAUGUCCCUGGAGCACUACAGCCAACCACAGUCAUUGGAGACUAGUCUGAAGUAUUGUAACUAUUUCUUCACCACUACCUUCGUGGUGGAAUCUGUCCUCAAGCUCAUCGGCUUCGGGUUCCGACGCUUCUUCAAGGACAGGUGGAACCAGCUGGACCUGUCCAUAGUGUUGUUGUCAGUGAUGGGCAUCAUUCUGGAGGAGAUUGACUACAAUGCUUCUCUACCCAUCAACCCUACCAUCAUCAGAAUCAUGAGGGUGCUGCGGAUAGCACGAGUUCUCAAGCUAUUGAAGAUGGCUACAGGAAUGAGAGCUCUUCUGGACACAGUGGUUCAGGCUCUACCUCAGGUGGGGAACCUGGGCCUGCUGUUUAUGUUGCUGUUCUUCAUCUACGCUGCUCUGGGGGUGGAACUGUUUGGAGAGCUGGUGUGUAACGCUGACUACCCGUGUGAGGGCAUGAGUCGGCACGCCACCUUCGAGAACUUCGGCAUGGCCUUUCUCACCCUCUUCCAGGUCUCCACCGGAGACAACUGGAACGGCAUCAUGAAGGACACCCUGCGUGAGUGCCCUCCAGGACCAAGUGACUACCCGUGCCACGCUGGACUCCAGUUCAUCUCUCCCAUGUACUUUGUCUCCUUCGUCCUCACCGCCCAGUUUGUCCUCAUCAACGUGGUGGUGGCCGUGCUCAUGAAGCACCUGGACGACUCAAACAAAGAGGCCCAGGAGGAUGCUGAGAUGGAUGCAGAGAUCGAGCUGGAGCUAGCCCAGGGACAACUCCAACUACCCACCUGCUGCAUGGGGGGGCUGGGCACUGGGCUGCUCGUGGCUGGGGCCUCUGGAGCCUCUGGGGCCUCUGGAGCGCCUGGAUGUAGGGGUGGAGGUGGAGGGUUGGAAGGAGGGACCAGGCCAGGUCAGGGGGUAGGGCUGAUGACAGGGGCCGUAGUGGAUCACAGUGGAGUGACCCCUCCCCAUAGAGGAGGAGAAAGACAUGAGGGACACAGACGGCAUCACAGACGGAAGCAGUACUCACCUGCAAAGCUUUGUGCACAGGAGAGUCAGUGGUUGGACAGUGUGUCUCUGCUGAUAAAGGACUCAUUUGAAGGAGAGAUGCUGAUGAUUGACAACCUCUCUGGAUCUGUCUUCCAUCACUACUCCUCUACCUCUUCUCCUGUCUGGAAGGACUACAAGGGAAAUCUGCAAGAGAUCCGAUUGGCUGAGGUGGAGCAGGCGUCUCUGAUGUCAGAGCAGCUGUCUGACAAGUCGUCAUCACUGGCCCUUCCUGAUGAUCUUAGUCUGGACGACCACAGUGACUACCAGCUACUGGUCAGGGACGGCAAGGAGGAGAGAGGGAGCAGUGACUCCCACAGUUCUGAGGAAUUGCGGGAGAUUCAGGCUGGGUGUGGAGGGCGUUGGGGGCACGGAGGUUCUCGACCCCACAGCAGAGGCCCUGAAGACGGGGUAGGAUUCCUGCUCGAGGUGGGCGUCCAGCCCCAGUUCCAGAGCCAGUCUCUCCAGUUCCUCCACCACAACAGAGAUGGUGAUGGCCAUCACAGUGACCAGCUUGGCAGUGUCGGAUGUAGAGGUUCCUCCUCUCCUCUCUUUCAUCUCCCUGUGGAGUUAUUUCACCCGGCCACAGCCACAGCGGUCCCCCCACCCAUCCACAGGACGGUGGUAGACCCAGGGGGGAGAGAGGCAUCCAGGCUGCCUUCCCCAGCCUCCUGGGCCACUCUGCGCUCCCCAGGGGCCAACAGCAGGAUCCUAGCCUCCCCAGGGGCCAACAGCAGGGUCCUAUACUCUCCAGGGGCCAACAGCAGGGUCCUAGCCUACCCAGGGGCCAACAGCAGGGUCCUAGACUCCCCAGGGGCCAACAGCAAGGUCCUAGACUCCUCAGGGGCCAACAGCAGGGUCCUAGACUCCCAGCACCCGUCCCACAGUGACUCGUCCCUGGCCACAGGCAGCUCCGAGGGCAGCCUCCAGACCACCCUGGAGGAAGGUCUCAGCUUUAGCGUCUCCCCCCCUCGAGGAGAACUGGGACUCUCCCUGGCCCUGCCUCUCCUCUGCCCUCUCCCUCUCCCUCACCUCGACGAACCCCGACAAACCCCCAGAUUGCUGGGUCACCCCUCAAUGAGAGGCCGCAGUACCGCAUUCAACCUCCAAGCCACUAGAGGGCACCAGAGGAGCCAGAGCAGCUGUGGCAGCAGCACCAGUCCCGGCUGCCCAAGGCAAGACUCUAUGGACCCUUCAGAUGACGAUUGUGGGAUAGGAAUAGGAGGCGAAGGAUCCAGUCAGGCUUUUAACAGCGAACAUUUAUCAGAGACACUUAGUAGUUUGUCUCUGACGUCACUGCUGGCACCUAGCUCCCUGGCACCCCCGCUGGUGAAAAAGUGUAAUAGCACUGGGAGUUUGGACCAGGCAAAUCUUUCUGUCAGGAAUAAAGAUGGACAACAGUACUAUGAGAUAGAUACUCAUGGGUACCUCACCAACCCUUGGACUGAGAAGAGCGGUGGACAGGAAGGGGAGACGGGGUUUGGAGUUAAAAGUACGAGUCAGAUGAUGGAUGCCGGCUCGAGGAAAAACAGAUGAAACUUUAUCUAUCGGUUGGAACAUUUUCUUCUUCUCGAGGUGUUUGAUUGAUAUCUGUUCAGUGAACUCAUCUCCUCCCUCUUUCUCUCUCUCUUUUUCCUCAGUGAGGUGUCCAUGUUCUCUUCUUUCCAUGACGAUUGGGUGGAAAUUGAGCUGAGGGAUUGGUAUACAUUUUGUGGAGGAUUACAAUGACUUCUGGGUAAUGGAGUUUAAUCAAGGCAUCUCAUAUUCUGAGACAUGGGGGAUAUUCUUUGAGAGGACUACAGCAAUGACAGGACCCUUGAAAAACAUGCUAAUGCUGGGCUUGCAUGGAGCAUAGUCACCCUCAUCCAUACACCCAAAGAAAAGCAAAAAAAAGUACCAAAAUGUGAAUUUCGUGUGAGCAUUGUGGGAAAAAAUGAUGAAACUCCAAACAUUGCUGAAACUCCAAAAGAAAAGAAAAAAGAGACUAUCAGGGCUAGCUUAGCUUAGCGGCUAAUGCUAACGCUCCUGUGACUGACAACGGGGCUAGCAUAGCCCAGUGGCUAAUUGUAGUCUAAUGCUUUUGUCCUCUUGAAAAAAGACAAUGCUUACUAUUAAGAUAAGCAGAUUGUAGAGUCCUUUCGAUGAGACUUUGUACAGAGUUGUUGUUUUUUAUUCACAUCUAUAAGGUAGCAUUGAUUACCAACUUUUUCUUUUAGCUAACUAACAUUUGAUAGUUGAAAGAAUAUCAAGGUUGCAUAUUUGAUGGGUUUUCUAAUUCUAAAACAUAUUGGAUCUGUAUGAAUGCAGAUGUGUCCCUCUGUGUGUGUUAGGGUGAGACAUAAAGGCUCAUCUAGAAAUACCAGAAAUAGCAAAAGGGCCCCUUUUGAAUGGAAAUAAAAAUCAAUAUGUGAGAGCUAUAGUGAAGAGACGUGGGGAGUGAAUGAGAACAUAUGUCGUACCAUAGAGGAAUAGGCCAUGUUCUCAUGAAUCACCCAUGAACCAAGGGCUUCAGAGAAAGCGAUGCUCCCCUGUCCCUACUGGAUAGAUGCACAAUAUUCAAUGAGAGAUCGAGAUCGGACGCCAUCUUGGUUGGUGAAACACAAAGUAAAACGAAGUCCCGGUCAGUUUCACAAAAUGGAGUUCUUGUCUCUUGUCCCCUCCUUGUUGACAUUUUUUGCAGCGUUGUGUAUCGACGUUUUGAAGGAAAAUUGUAUACCUCAGGUGGAUGACAGAAAACACUGAAGUGGAUCUAUAAAAUAUUUUUUUCAACGCUCACACUCAGAUGGUCACAUAAAUACACAAGCGCACACACACACCACAACCACAAAGAUGUCAAAGGUUUUUCUUGAAGACAGGAAGAGAUCAGAGAGGAACAAAUCUCUCACUCGAUCGCUCUUCGUCCAACUUAUCCUGCUUUCAUUCUUUCUCAUUAUCCGUUUGAAUUAAAGGGGCACUCCACUAUUUUCUAACCUCAUAUACAAUAUCGCCAUGUGGACACUGGCAUGAUGCAGGAAGGAUAUUAGGAAUAUCAGGUUAAAUAAGUAGCGAAGUGCCACUUUAAAAUACCCACGAUGGAAAAGCCAGUUUAUUCAAAAUAUUAUUCCCCCGUGUAUUAGAUAUGCAAUAUUUGAAGCAUACAGAUAUAUAUGACACAGGUUUAGGUAGAUGUUAGGCAAGAGGGUUCAAAUAUAUCGCUAUUAUGUAUUACAGUAAAAUGUCAAUAGGCUCCAAUGAGAUUCAAAGGUCAUUCAAUUAUGAUGUGUUAGAAUGUCUGUGUAUUCCAAGAUGGUAGGAUGAGAGGAUGUCUUUUGUUCUUGUCUUUUCCACCGCCCCCUAAGUUGCACGUUGUUAUUCUUUUGUGAAUUGUCAUUUUAGAGUCAUAAAAGUGGAUUCGCUUCUCAACCUCUGCGGAUUCUUGAUUCUUUAA
Salvelinus fontinalis (brook trout) is the source of this 6527-nucleotide messenger RNA. Its product is annotated as voltage-dependent T-type calcium channel subunit alpha-1I-like. Gene Ontology annotation, biological process: calcium ion import; membrane depolarization during action potential; neuronal action potential. Bases 1766 to 4636 code for a protein of 956 amino acids. The record is from RefSeq and is a predicted model, not a curated record. Gene Ontology annotation, cellular component: voltage-gated sodium channel complex; neuron projection; plasma membrane. Lineage: Eukaryota; Metazoa; Chordata; Actinopteri; Salmoniformes; Salmonidae. Gene Ontology annotation, molecular function: low voltage-gated calcium channel activity; voltage-gated sodium channel activity. The transcript is spliced from 15 exons.